GGUUCAUUACAAGUUCAUCUGUUCAGCGCGCACGUUGGAGAACUCUAUCGUGACCGGGAACGAGACAUCGAAGAGUAAAAGCAUCUGCAUCCGGACUUGAGACAGGUUUUUAACUGCAGCAGGAAGACCUCCCACUUUGAUUACGGAUUAUUGAACAUAGCAAUCAGUCAGGAUGCUGUCUACGGCGAUUGGACUUGGACUCCUCUUGUGCAUCUUGCCCCAGCUGGUCAUCAGCCAGAGCAGUUGCGUCACUGCGGCCCAAGGAGCCGGUCAGUGCAUCCGAUACCAGGAGUGCCCCUUCGUGCAGAAGAUCAUCGGGCUCUACGGACGAGAUAUUCCACGGAAAAUCCACAACCAAAUCAGUCAGAUGCAGUGCAGGAGCACCACAAACACAAGGGACUUCCAUCUUUGCUGCCCCAACGAGGCGUCUCCUCAGUCCUCCUCAUACAAUCAACCCUCCCAGACGAAGGUGAUCCGAUCGCAGGGUGGAAAUCUGAACCGGUACGAUCGCCAGGGUCUGCAGCUGCUGAACUCGGUGACCAACUGCGGCAACAAGGGCAACCCCAAGGUCAGCGGUGGCAAGACGGCCAAGCCGGGCGACUUUCCCUGGGUGGCCCUGCUCAAGUACCAGAUCAACGAUCCGCGUCCCUUCCGCUGCGGCGGCAGCCUCAUCAGCGAGCGCCACAUCCUGACCGCCGCCCACUGCAUCAUCAAUCAGCCCGAAGUAAUCGCAGUGCGCCUGGGCGAACAUGACCUGGAUUCGGAGGAGGACUGCCACUAUUUGGGCGGCACAAACCGCGUGUGCAUUCCGCCCUACGAGGAGUACGGCAUUGAGCAUAUUAGUGUGCAUCCCAACUACGUGCACGGCAAGAUCAGCCAUGACGUGGCCAUCAUCAAGCUGGAUCGCGUGGUCAAGGAGAAAUCUCACAUCAAGCCCGUCUGCCUGCCCAUCGACCAGAAGUCCCAGGCGCUGGACUUCGAUCAGAGCUUCUUUGUCGCCGGCUGGGGCGGCACCGAGAAGGAGACCAUCGCCACCAAGCUCCAGCAGGCAUUGAUCACCAGGAAGAGUCUGGACGAGUGCCGGCAGUACUACAACAAGGGUGAGGUGACUGACAACCACAUCUGUGCCACGGGUACCGGCAUCAAGCACACCUGCCAGGGAGAUUCCGGCGGCCCAGUGUUCUUCAAGCACCGAUUCAAGAACACCUACCGUGUAGUCCAGUACGGCGUGGUCUCCUACGGCGGACGGCUGUGCGGUCAGAACCAGAACCAGCCAGGUGUCUUCGCCAGCGUCAUCGACAUGCUGCCCUGGAUCACGCAGAACCUUCAGUAGUGCCACCCCACGAUACUCUUCUUCCUCAAGACACCAACUUAUUUAUAUCCGUAGUCUUAAGCGUUCUUGCCACAGGAAUAUCUAGCUUUGUAAAUUAUUUUAAUAAAUAAUAUUAGCAGCAAUA
This is a messenger RNA of Drosophila santomea, 1457 nucleotides long. Its product is annotated as serine protease grass. Gene Ontology annotation, molecular function: serine-type endopeptidase activity. The record is from RefSeq and is a predicted model, not a curated record. The coding region runs from base 173 to 1333 and encodes 386 amino acids. Gene Ontology annotation, biological process: proteolysis. NCBI's taxonomy places the organism in Eukaryota, Metazoa, Arthropoda, Insecta, Diptera, Drosophilidae. The transcript is spliced from 4 exons.